CCACCAUGUGCGCGCAGGGAUUUCGUCCAUUGCCUCCCCGAUGCCAUGCCCGACUCCGAAGUCCUCAUUCACAUCUCCGCGCCCGGGACCGUCCGUGACGAUGCACGCUAUCGGGCUCAAGUCGAGGCCAUCCUCGCAUUCCAGGCCUCCACCCGCCAAGUGAUCACCUUGCGAUCGGACAAUGACCAUACCGAUGAAGUGAACACCGCCGACAGCGCACAACUGGCCGCCUCAUCGGCGGCAGUAGGAUCGACCGCGAACGUCAAUAGUGGUGAGGCUGACGAUGAUAAUCGAGAGCUUAACACUGGCUCUUUGCAUAUACUCCAUCGGCAACCAGAAACAAUACCAGUCUUGGCCGGGGUCUUUUCACCUGGCCAGCGAACUCAGCACGUCGCCGACUCUCUCGGAACCCCCAUUAGUGUGGUUCCAGACUCGCAACCCGAACAAACUCAGCAGGAUAUCCUCGCCUUGCAAGAGAUCAAUUCUCCUGUCACUGCCACCGUACGCGCUCACAGAUCGUCGCCACCUAUAACGGACGUUCCUCCAGCGAAGCGGACUCGGGUCAGUCCGCCUGGUAUACCUGAAAAACAGGGAGAUGACGAACCCCUGCCCGGAAGCCAAAACAAACCAAGUUAUAAUCAACCGUGGCAUGAGCACGCACAAUCCACCCCAUCCGUCCCUAACCUCUCUUCAGCACUUGAUACCCCUUGCCACGACACGCCCUCUACGAAGAAUGCCCUAGUAACGACGCCCCUCAAGAUCCACCCGCCAUUACCCCCAGUCUCCAGAUUACCCUUCAAAACCCACAUCACUCCAACCCUCGCGAUGCUAGCCACGCGUCUCCGCUCAGGACGAACGUAUACCCCAGUCAAACAAACGCGAGAUCUGGACCCCCUCGAACGAGGGUACUGGUUCCUCCACUUAACUCUCGUUCCAUCCGAAUCCUCGCCAUCACCUACUGCACCCGAUGGCAAUUCCGUCAGCACCAACACCAGUACAACCUGGGACGUCUCCUUCUUCACCCGCUUCUGGACUUUUUUGUCCGAUUUCAUCAACAAGGAGGGUCGUGCAGGCUGGGGCGUAUGGUGCAUUCUCGAGGAUGCGCAGCCACCAACAUCCCUGCAGGAACCCAAACAAUCGACCCCCGAACCCCCCGUUUCCCUGCCAGGUGCAGCGGCGGUAGAAACGCAGCGCUUGACGCUCAAAGUCUACGCGUGGGGGGAGAUUGCCUCACAUACAUACCUACUCUUGUUUCUAGCUAGUGAGCGACGGAUCCGGCGCAUGGGGGCGCAGUGGCGCGACGGAGGUGAUGAGGUUAUCAUAGAGAUGCCGUAG
Aspergillus aculeatus ATCC 16872 is the source of this 1335-nucleotide messenger RNA. RefSeq lists its product as uncharacterized. The record is from RefSeq and is a predicted model, not a curated record. The transcript has a single exon. Lineage: Eukaryota; Fungi; Ascomycota; Eurotiomycetes; Eurotiales; Aspergillaceae. Bases 46 to 1335 code for a protein of 429 amino acids.